This is a messenger RNA of Trypanosoma rangeli, 786 nucleotides long. Its product is annotated as putative thymidine kinase. The record is from RefSeq and is a predicted model, not a curated record. The coding region runs from base 1 to 786 and encodes 261 amino acids. Gene Ontology annotation, molecular function: ATP binding; thymidine kinase activity. The transcript has a single exon. Lineage: Eukaryota; Euglenozoa; Kinetoplastea; Trypanosomatida; Trypanosomatidae. Gene Ontology annotation, biological process: thymidine metabolic process.
AUGGCGGGUACCGGCGAAGAUGGGUGCUUCCGCCAGGGCACGCCUGUGGGACGGCUGGAGCUGAUUAUCGGGCCGAUGUUUGCAGGCAAGACGUCAGCACUCAUUCACCGCGUGUCGCGAUUGCGAGCUGCGAAGCACCGCUGUCUUGUUGUCACACACCGAAGCGACACACGCUACCGCAACGCGGCGAAAGGAAAACAGCAGGACAACGCGGAGGUCUCGCCAUCCUUUGACUGGGAGCUGACGACGCAUUCGCACCACACGCUUUUCACGGCAGAUGUUGCCGUUUCUGCACUGUGGGAACUGAAGCGUUGGGAAGUGUCAGCGAACACAGAAGCUAAUUGCCGCCACGUCGGUUGUGGCCCUGGCGGCAACAACACCACUGCUGAAGAGAGAAGUCGAGAGGACGGCGGUGAUGCGUUGGACUGGCGCGAAUAUGACGUGAUUGCCAUUGACGAGGGGCAGUUUUUUGCAGAUCUUUACAUUUUUUGCACUGCGGCCGUGGCCAUGGGGAAGUGGGUCUUUGUUGCCUCGCUCGACGGCGAUUGUCACCAGCAGCUCUUUGGUGAUGUUUGCCGCCUGAUACCACACUGUGAGGUGGUGGAGAAGCUCUCCGCGAUAUGCAUGAGGUGUCGCACCCGGGAUGCUUUUUUUACACAUCGCCGCGUGGAGGUGGGGGAAGUCGUGGUGGUGGGCGGUGCAGAGCUGUACGAGCCGGUGUGUCGGCAUUGUCUGGCGGAUGUGUCCCCACGGCGGCCAGCUGCGGCAAAGCCUGAGAGCAAUUAG